Messenger RNA from Aspergillus brunneoviolaceus CBS 621.78, 294 nucleotides. RefSeq lists its product as uncharacterized. The record is from RefSeq and is a predicted model, not a curated record. The transcript has 2 exons. NCBI's taxonomy places the organism in Eukaryota, Fungi, Ascomycota, Eurotiomycetes, Eurotiales, Aspergillaceae. Bases 1 to 294 code for a protein of 97 amino acids.
AUGCAGGAGAGUGUUCAAAUGAUCGCUUGGAUUUUGAGUGAUGACGAGCCCGCCCAGAGGCGUCACCAGGAGAUCGACACGAGAUCUGUGACCGUGGCCGAGUACAACGACCACUAUCUAGCGUAUUUGAAGGGCACCGACGUCUCAUCAACCCCGCCGAAAGACGAUACAUCAUUUGUCAAGAUGCACCAAUAUGGUCCGUGGAAUACAUUAGAUGCCUCUCACGUACGUGAGCCGGGAAAGCUUCUGCUUGCAAUCACGUUGAGAGCAGAAGACGAGUACAGAACCAAUUGA